Messenger RNA from Fragaria vesca subsp. vesca, 1949 nucleotides. RefSeq lists its product as uncharacterized. Gene Ontology annotation, cellular component: plasma membrane. The coding region runs from base 41 to 1525 and encodes 494 amino acids. NCBI's taxonomy places the organism in Eukaryota, Viridiplantae, Streptophyta, Magnoliopsida, Rosales, Rosaceae. The transcript has 4 exons. The record is from RefSeq and is a predicted model, not a curated record.
UCUUCUUCACAAUUUUUCAAAUCCCAGCAAUUCGAAACAAAUGGAGUGCCAAAAACCUCGGGUCCAUUUUGAUGACUCCCCCGACCCGAAUCGGAAGCCCAAACUCUACCCGGAUGUCGUCCAAUCCAACCCGGAUUCCCAACCGAACCCGAAACCCGAACCGUCCGCCCCGAAUCUCUACCCCUCCCUCGAUAUGGACGACCUUUACGGCGACCUAUUCCUGGAAGAUCCAACGUACUACGAGAUCCCGCCGGAAAGUCAAAGUCAAAUCCAGGAACCGCCGUCGGCGCCGCCGUUAGCAGCGGAGGAGGUGCUGAUCAGGAUCCCCGGCGCGAUUGUUAACCUGAUCGAUAAGGACUACAGCGUCGAACUCGCCAGCGGCGACUUCACGAUCGUGAAGCUCGUCCAAGGCGACGACGUCGUUGCGAUCCUAGCGCGGGUGGAGGACAAGAUCCAGUGGCCGCUGUUGAAGGACGAGGCGGUGGUCAAGCUCGACGAUUCGCAUUACUUUUUCUCGCUGUUCGCGCCGGAGAAUCAGGAGUCGCCGGCGCCGGCGACGGAGUCCGGCGAGGAUGGGAAGACGAAGAAGAAGGAUAAGAAGAAGAAGAAAAAUGAGAAGAAGGAGAAGGAGAAAGCUAAGGAUGUUGAUAACUUCUUGAACUACGGGCUGACGAUUCCGUCGAAAGGGCAGGAGAAAUUGGUGAGGGAAUUGGAUGAGGUGUUGAAGAGUUGCAGCAGUUUUUCGGUGCAGAAGGUUUCGGAGAAGGCAAAGAAGAAGGGGGAGGCGUUGGAUAGUUCCUUGGCGUUGGGGACGGCGCCGGGGGAGCUGAAUGCGGAGAAGAAGAGGGAGAUGGAGGAGCAGAGCGCGGCGUAUUGGACCACAUUGGCUCCCAAUGUGGAGGACUACAAUGGGAGUGCGGCUAAGUUGAUUGCUGCCGGGACGGGGCAGCUGAUCAGGGGGAUUUUGUGGUGUGGUGAUGUGACUGUGGAUAGGUUGAAUAGGGGAAAUGAGGUUUUGAAGAAGAGGAUGGAGCCAGGUUCGCAAAAGGAAGUCAGUCCCCAAACCAUGAGGAGAAUCAAAAGGGCCAAGAAAGUGAGCAAAACAACACAGAAAGUAGCGACAUGUGUGCUCUCUGGGGUUUUGAAAGUUUCUGGAUAUUUCACAAGUACUGUGGUGAACUCCAAAGUGGGAAAGAAAUUCUUUCGUCAUUUGCCUGGGGAAAUUUUGCUUGCUGGGCUGGAUGGAUUUUGUAAGGUCUGUGAUGCUGUUGAAGUAGCUGGAAAAAAUGUCAUGUCAACAUCAUCUACUGUUACAACUGAGCUCGUAUCUCACAAGUAUGGUGAAGAAGCAGGUAAGGCGGCAAGCGAAGGGCUUGAUGCAGCAGGACAUGCCAUAGGAACUGCAUGGACUGUUUACAAGAUCCGAAAGGCAUUGAACCCAAAAAGUGCUAUCAAAUCCUCCACCCUAGCCAAAUCUGCUGCCAAGGCAAAAGCUGAUGAGGUAAGGGCGGCAAAGAAGAAGUAACUGGUUCUCGGAAUCUCCUCAUUUGUAUAGACUGGUCAGUCCAAAUUUUUCUUCCCCCAUUUUUUCCCAAAAGAAACACUUUGUUGUUGCUAUCGUACUAUAGCAGGUAGAGUGUGGAUAUAUUCAUCCUUGUAACCAUCUUCAUUCAUUUAUGAUUGUUACAUAUGUUUCCUUAGUAGCACUAUCAGGAUCAUACAUUGAGCUCCUGCCCUCGUGCGCUUGUGUUGCUUGAUCUUUUUGCUAUUUCUUUGUUUAUCGAGGCCUAUAUCUAGCCUUACCCAGAAAACGAGUCCAUAUAAACAUCCAAGUUAUAGGUUUUAACCGUCAAUGUGUACCAUCAUUCUCUAGAAAAUGUACAAAAUGACUGAAAAUGAUGUAUAUUAUGUAUCUUGCCUUGAAUGAAAGUGAAUUUUCUUAUUUUCUU